AUGCACCUCGCCCCUUCUGAAGUUAUUGGGUACGUUCUGGAUUCGCCAAUGGUUACCACGGGAGUGAAUAAUUAUUUUAAAGAAAAAGACCUUAUCGAUAACGAAGUGGCAACAACUUUUAUGAAGCGUUGCGAUCACGACCGUGUCUGCAGUUCCCAUUUCAAAGCUCCAGAUACGUUAAUUGCUGCAUAUCAAGAUAUUUUGACCGCUCUCGACAAUCAACCUGACUCAGCGUGUUUUGAGAUAAUAAAUACGAUGAAUGUAACUAAAUCAAAGUGGCCAGCCUCGUUCAAAUUGCGAAGAUUUUUUUCAUCUCUGCUUACAAACCCAAUUUUGUACAUGACAAUUCCUCAAUUCGUGUACCGUCUCAAGCGCUGUCAGCCCCAUGACAUGGAAGUCUUGACGACCUUCAUUGCCAGUGUGAUAGAUACUGGUUAUUUUGAUUCGGGUCCUGAUGAAGACGGCUUUGAAAUGUUGCAACUCCUCAUUUCGUUCUCGGAGUUGUGGGGGAGACCGACACCUUCAUUGGCAGAAUUGAAAAAGCGCUUUACGGACUCUGUCUCAGCCUGGGGCGUGUACGACAACGUUCCUUUGUAUUGUGCUUUCUCAAAAGAACAAUCGAAGGUGUGUGAUAAGUACAAUUUUGGCAGGUAUAAAGCCCGUGCCAUCACUUAUAAGCUCGAUCGAUACUGGAAUGCGAGUGUUACAAUUCCGAGUCAGGCUAGCGUUCUAAUGCUGAGCAGCAAGAUGGAUACGUUAUCAUCGCACAAGUACUCGAGACGCCUAUUCAAAUCCCUCACAAGCAAAAAUAAGGAGCUGAUAACCUGCGAAACUGGUACUGGCGCAACAUUAUCAUCUACAUCCUUUCAACUGAGAUCUCGAUCAGUGGACUCAUGUGGAUUGAGGAUAAUUGUAUCAUAUAUCAAAAGUGACGGUGAUCUUGCUGGUCUGGAAAAGUCGUGUCUUGAUGAGAUGCCAACAUUCAAGACGAUUCCUAUCGACUUUAAUGACGCUAAUUUUACAAACAUACUUAGAACUUAA
Plasmopara halstedii is the source of this 1041-nucleotide messenger RNA. RefSeq lists its product as uncharacterized. The record is from RefSeq and is a predicted model, not a curated record. Lineage: Eukaryota; Oomycota; Peronosporomycetes; Peronosporales; Peronosporaceae. Bases 1 to 1041 code for a protein of 346 amino acids. The transcript has a single exon.